UUCCUUGUUUGUUUCGUUGGUUGGUUGGUGUGGUCGUGCGCUGUUCUUUGGGUCUUAGCUGUCUGUCUUUUGGUCGGUUGGUUGAUUCAGGCACCAGCACUGGUGGCUUUCUUCUCUGCUGUCUGGUGUCUGUUGCUCUCGCGGACAAGCAUAUUACGUACAUAUUCUAUACACUGAACUGUACGUAUCCUGCACGCCAACGAAUGGAUGAAAGAAAGAAUGAACGACAGCAUCAAGUGUCUUCAGGGAAAGGGCGACAAAGAAGGCCAUUUCUCGUGCUUCUUCUUGCAGCUGGUGUCGGUCGUUGCCAACGCGACAAAAAAGUACUGCUGCGAGUAGGUCCACUGCAGCAGGCCAAUCGCGUCGCCCAUGGAACGGCCGACACCAGCGGCAGAUCGAUCAACGGAAACUCGUGUAUCAGCCGACACACAGGUAGAUAAAGGAAAGGGCAACCUGUCUUCCAUCGCAUGAAACCCGCCGCAUCAGACCAGACUGUACAAGCAUCCACCCUCGCCACGCCCGCACAAUAGAGGGAGUCGCACAGCCUCGCUAGUCGUCGCUCAUGAGCAUCGAAGGCCCCACCAGAGUGCCCUCCAGGGCCUUCGCCCUGCUCUGCUCCUCAAUCAAAGCAUCGGGGAAGAAAUACGAAUACCUUAUUGACAAACACACACACACACACACACAGAGAGAGAGAGACAAGAGUGAAGCAGGUGAGCAUGGAGAUGGAGGGAACCCACCGUCUCUGUGAAUGUGUGUGUGUGUGUAUGUGUGGCGCCUUACUUGCACUCGUCUGGUUCUGGUGCUGGCCGAUAGGCGAGGACCAUGCCGCACUCCUUGCACACAUACCUGGAGCCACGACAGGCGGACAGGUGCUCGUGCGAAUGAUUGCCUAUGUGUGCGUCGUGGGCGCUGUGUGACACACACCUGUAUUGAGUCUCGACGCCCGUCCCCCGCAUGAUCAGGACCUUGUCGCCCUCGUUCAUGUAGCGCUUCACGAAGUACUCGGCCUCCUGCGCACAUCCAUCCAACAUCGACCACGCCGUGCGGAAUGUCUGCUGUCGCUCGGCUGCCGUGUUUGUGUGUUUACCUCGAGUGCCGCCGCUCCAUCGGAUGUGCGUGUCGGGAGGGAACUGAGGUCGGCGUCGGUCACCAGGGAAUGCGUGCCGCAGACCUGCACACACCAGCUGAGUGGAUGAUGGACAGAGACUGGUGUCCUUAGUGUUCCCUACCUCGCAGUAAUAAGUGCGCAGUUGCUUCUCUGUGCGCGUUAUGUGGCUGUCCUCACUGGUGUAGUUCUGAUAUAUACACACACACACACACACAGAGACAACAGACAGACAUCAGCACACUCCGAUGAGGCCGGCUGACAAGUGGCUUAGUGUGUGACUCACCAACAGCUGCAUUUACAGAGAGGAACGAGCGAACGAAGCGAUACAAACAACACACAGACAAGCAACGCACAUUCCCCCAUGCUGAUGUUGUGAUCUGUCUGUCUGUCUGUGCACCUUACCUUGACUCUCUGCAGGUGCCUUUGUUCGAUGGUUUCCUCAGCUUCCUCCUUCUGCCGUCGCCGAAUGGCAGCCAAACUCUGACCGCUGGCCGGCUUCUGAGGCGGAGGCAUCGUGGGAGGCACCUCCAUCUCCGGACGACUCAACAGCGCCAUCACGCAGGCAACUUAUCAGCAACGGACAGCACCACCGACACUCACUGAGCUAAGAUGACGCUCCCAAUCCUCG
Vitrella brassicaformis is the source of this 1736-nucleotide messenger RNA. The record is from the annotation of a GenBank genome assembly. NCBI's taxonomy places the organism in Eukaryota, Vitrellaceae.